UGGCUUCUCAAUUCCCAAGGACUUUUUUUUUUUUUUUUUUCCUGAAAGGGAAUUAACAGAUGAGUCUGUGGUUGCUUUGGCAACAAACUUUCAACCUCUACCUAACUCUCCGGAAUGAGAACAUACCUAUUAAUACAUUCGCUGGACUGGGGAGUUGAGUCGCUCAAUGCAAAUUUUCAAGUGCAAAACAGCUUAAUCGGCUCGGCUAGCCUUUUGGUGGUGCUGCGGUUAGAGGCUGGUGAAGCGGAGAGCAACUGUUGCAGUAACCUGUUGCAGAAAAGUGAAAGUAUAUCCGCAACAGUUGGCUUUGAUUGCAGAGAGUGCGCUUGUGAGAACUGAUGGCGGGUGCGCGCAGAAAAUCUUUGCAAAGCAGGCAAGUGGGAUCUCUUCUUAUUUUUCUGUGCGUAUCUGUGGGGGGUGCGACAACUAUACGCUAUUCAGUGGCGGAGGAAAUGGAGAGCGGUUCGUUUGUGGCCAACGUAGCUAAGGACCUAGGACUGGAGGUAGGGAAGCUGGCUGCGCGCGGGGCGCGGCUGGUUUCCGAGGGCAACAAAAUGCACUUCCGGCUCCACCGCAAGACGGGAGAUUUGUUUGUGAAGGAGAAACUGGAUCGGGAGUCACUUUGCGGCAAAGCCGACCCGUGUGUUCUGCACUUUGAAAUAAUCCUGGUGGAGCCGCUGCAGUCCUUCCGUGCCGAGGUCAGGGUAUUUGAUAUCAACGACAAUGCCCCAGUUUUCCUAAACAAGGAGCCGCUUUUAAAGAUUCCGGAGAGCACCCCCUUGGGUUCACGUUUUCCUCUGCAGAGCGCCCAGGAUCUGGACGUGGGCCUCAAUGGUCUCCAAAACUACACCCUUAGUGCCAACGGCUAUUUCCACCUGCACACCCGCUUCCGCAGCCACGGGCCUAAAUAUGCUGAGCUGGUGCUGAACAAACCCCUGGACCGAGAGGAGCAGCCUGAAGUCAACUUGACAGUUACUGCGAUGGACGGCGGGUCACCGCCCAAGUCUGGCACAGCUCACAUCCGCGUGGUGGUUCUGGAUGUCAACGACCACGUGCCCCAGUUCUUGCGACCGGUGUACCGAGCCCAGGUAUCAGAGAACAGCCCCAAUGGCUCUUUGGUGGCCACGGUGACUGCCAUGGACCUAGACGAGGGCACCAACAAAGCGAUAACUUACUCUUUAGCUCAAAACCCAGAAGCAAUUCUCAAGACGUUUCAGAUUGACUCUCAAACUGGAGAGGUUCGACUAAAAGGACCCCUAGAUUUUGAAGACAUUGAAACAUACGACAUUGACAUUCAAGCUACAGAUGGUGGAGGCCUCUCUGCCCACAGCAAAGUCCUGGUAGAAGUGGUGGAUGUGAAUGACAAUCCUCCCGAAGUGAUGAUCUCCUCUGUGUCCAGCCCACUCCCUGAAGACUCACCACCACAGACGGUAGUAGCCCUUUUCACUAUCAGAGACCGGGACAUUCGAAUGGGAGGAAAAGUCACCUGCUUCCUCAGAGAAGACCUUCCCUUUGUAAUCAAACCUACAUUCGGGAGUUCUUACUCGCUGGUCACUGACAGAAGCUUGGAUCGGGAGGAGGUCUCAGGCUAUAAUAUCACCCUUGUUGCCAUGGAUACUGGACCACCUAGCUUAUCUGCCGAGACUAUGAUAGAGGUGCUAAUAUCUGACGUUAAUGACAAUCCUCCAAUAUUUCAGGAAGAUUCCUAUAUCUUGACUGUUCGAGAAAACAAUAGUCCUGCAGUUUUUAUUGGCCAAGUCCAUGCUGAGGAUCUUGAUUUGGGUGAGAAUGCCCAAAUAACUUAUUCUCUGUUGCCUCCAAAAAAUGGAGAUCUAUCAGUCUUUGCUUACAUAUCCAUAAAUUCAGACAAUGGAAAGCUCUACGCACUGAGAACCAUGGAUUAUGAGGCCAUUCAAGAUUUUCAGUUUGUGGUAAAGGCAACUGAUGGGGGCUUCCUGUCACUGAAUAGGCAAGCUACUGUCAGAGUAGUUGUCCUAGACGACAAUGACAAUCGUCCAAUGAUCUUGUACCCACUGCAGAAUGGCACCUUGCCCUGCAAUGAUCUGGUGCCCAGGUCUGCAGAGGCAGGCUACCUGGUAACCAAAGUGGUGGCUGUGGAUGGUGACUCAGGUCAGAAUUCUUGGCUUUCAUAUCAUCUACUUAAGGCCACUGACCUUGGGUUAUUUUCUGUUCAAAGACAAAAUGGAGAAAUCCGUACAUUACGGCAGAUAUCUGAGAGAGACCCCAUGAUGCAGAAAUUGAUCAUUCUUGUUCAGGAUCACGGCCAACCAGCUCUUUCAACUACUGUCUCACUCAACAUCCUGCUGGUAGAUGGCUUUUCAGAGCCCUACCUGCAGUUCCAGGAUCCAACCAAGCAUUCCAGAAAGGUAAAUCCAUCCACUAAAUAUUUGGUAAUUUCUCUGGCCAUCCUUUCCUUUCUCUUUCUCCUCUCUGUCACAGUGAUCUUCAUUAUACAUGUCUACCAAAAGAUUAAAUAUAAAGAAAAGUUUACAAUUCAAGAGCAUUUCUAUGAUGACUGUAAUUUCUCUAACAAUCUGGUACAAGGACAAAGCAAUGGAUCCUUAUCCCAACCUUGUCCAUAUGAAAUGUGUUCAGCCACUGGCACUGGUAAUAGUGAGUUUUGCUUUCUUAAGCGCUUUAUGCCCAACUUCCCUUUCCCUCAUGCCACUGGGGAGAUAAAAAUGGAGGCUGGCUCCAGUUUGCCUCUAAAUUCUGAAAGGAAUAAGUCUCAGAGAUCAGAGGGCCAUGACCAGGUAUCUGAUGACUAA
Molecule: messenger RNA, 2789 nt
Organism: Rhinopithecus roxellana (golden snub-nosed monkey)
Lineage: Eukaryota; Metazoa; Chordata; Mammalia; Primates; Cercopithecidae
Gene: PCDHB1
Product: protocadherin beta 1
Exons: 1
Coding region: 339-2789 (816 amino acids)
Biological process (GO): homophilic cell-cell adhesion
Cellular component (GO): plasma membrane
Molecular function (GO): calcium ion binding
Source: RefSeq, a predicted model, not a curated record